This is a messenger RNA of Brassica rapa (field mustard), 3776 nucleotides long. RefSeq lists its product as uncharacterized. NCBI's taxonomy places the organism in Eukaryota, Viridiplantae, Streptophyta, Magnoliopsida, Brassicales, Brassicaceae. The record is from RefSeq and is a predicted model, not a curated record.
CUCUUGCACAUUUUUAGGUUUUAUUUUAUCAUUUUCUAAACCCUCUUUCGCAACCAGCAACUCUCUCUCUCUCUCUCUAAGAUUAUAUUUAGCUCCGCGAAUCUCAUCGUCAUCGUCAUCGUCUUCGUCGCGUCUCCUUCUUCCCCCGAUUCAAUCCAAUUCCGAUUCGAUUCCUCUACAUACGAGAAGAGAUCUCAAUCCCGGAGCAAACAUCGUAAUCAGGAUUCAUUCACCCCAAUUAUAGAUCUCGAUCGAUUGCUUUCUCCCCCCCCGAUUCGAUUCGAUUCGAUUUAGAUGCUGGGUUUAUCACACAAGGAUGAUCACUCCUCGUCUGGGUUUUGGUCCAGUGACGUCGAUGGUGUCAGCUACAAGCAGCUCGACAAGUUCUGGAGUGAGCUGUCUCCGAGAGCUAGGCAGGAGCUUCUCAGGAUCGACAGGCAGGCUCUCUUUGAGCAGGCGCGCAAGAGCAUGUGCUGCUCUAGAUGCAAUUCACUGCUUCUAGAAUGCUUCUUGCAGAUUGUUUCGCAAGGAAGUAGCAAGUCCUCGCCGAAAGAUCAAACCUUUCUCUCCCGUAACUUUUGUAAUACCUCAGCUCUGAGUCAAUGGGGAGGCCUCGCCGCCGCGAGGGACGGAUCGCUCACGGUUCUUGAUUGCUAUUUGUAUGCCAAAUCUUUCAAAGUGCUGCAGAAUGUGUUUGAGAGUGCACGUGUGCGAGAGAGGGAGCGUGAGUUGCUUUAUCCUGAUGCUUGUGGUGGUGAUGGAAGGGUUUGGAUAAGUCAAGGUUAUGGCAAAGGUUAUGGAACAAGAGACUCUUGUGCUUUGCAUACAACGUGGCUCUCUUGUGAGACGUUAGUUGAUUUUUGGUCUGCUCUAGAAGACGAAAGCCGACAGUCACUUUUCACUAUGAAAGAAGAGGAUUUCAUUGAUAGACUAACUUCCAGAUUUGACUGCAAGAAGUUUUGUAGAGACUGCAGAAAAAAUGUUAUCCGGGAGUUUAAAUCGCUCAAGGAACUUAAACGAAUGCAAAGGAAACCACAAUGUACCGAGUGGUUUUGUGCUGCCGAUACAGCCUUUCAAUAUCAGGUGGGAAGUAAUUCCGUUAGAGCAGAUUGGAGUCAACAUUUUACUGAGAAUGCUGGAUAUCAUCAGUUUGAGUGGGCUAUUGGAACUGAAAAAGGCGAAACCGACAUCCUUGAGUUCAAACGAGUGGGCAGUAAUAAGAGUGCCCAAGCCAGUGGCCUAGACCUUCAUGGGUUAAAAGAAUGCUACAUUACUCUUAGGGCAUUUAAGAAAAAUGGUCGCUCCUCCGAGAUAUCAGUCAAAGCCCAUGCAUUGGGAUGCCAACAAUGCGUUCAUUCAAGGCUUGUGGUUGGGGAUGGAUUUGUUACAAUUAAAAGAGGGAAAUGCAUCCGAAUGUUUUUUGAGCAUGCCGAAGAGGUUGAGGAAGAAGAGAAUGAAGUCGCGAUGGACAAAGAUGGGAAUGAGCUUGAUGGUGAGUGCUUCCGUCCACAAAAGCACGCUAAGAGUCCAGAACUUGCUCGAGAGUUUCUUCUAGAUGCUGCAAUGGUUAUAUUCAAGGAGCAGGUUGAAAAGGCAUUUAGGGAUGGUACAGCCCGUCAAAAUGCCCACAUUAUAUUUAUCUGCCUCUCAUCGAAACUACUAGAACAACGUGUUCAUGUUGCCUGCAAGGAAAUUAUCACCUUGGAGAAGCAGAAUAAGCUUCUUGAGGAAGAAGAAAAAGAAAAGCGUGAAGAAGAGGAGCGAAAAGAGCGGAAAAGAACAAAAGAAAGGGAGAAAAAACUUCGUAGAAAAGAGAGGUUGAAGGAAAAAGAGCAGAAGAACCCAAAGUUUAUUGAUAAGGAACGAGAAAAACGAGCAGAAGAAGGCUCUAUGAAUCUUGAUGAGGAGUCAAACAACACCAUAAACUGUGAGGACACAGGAAUUGAAACUGGAGAUGUAGAAUUGUCUUCACCUGGUACUCCUGAUGAUCAAGAUGGAGAGUGUUUGGAUGGUUGCAUUACUUCAACCGCGGAGACCCACUAUUCUGAUAGCACUGAUAAAGAGAUUAUAGAUCAUGAAAAUGGGUGCUGUACAAAUGAUAGCCCAGGACCUGUUCAUCAGACGGAAAGAUUAUGGAUAGAACGGUCUUCAAGACAUCCUAAUGGGUCAAAUAAAAAUCUGAGGGUGAAAGCUUCGAAGCCUGGUGGUAAACCAAACAGCAUUAGGUCUCAUCAGGGGUUUCAGUGUUCAGACAAGAGGAAUGGUGAGAGGUACGAUGACCAUUCUUGCAGUUACAAACCCAGUAAUGGAUACUGGGAAAAGGCAGAAUCUAAUAUAUCGGCAGCCAGAGGUAUGCCAGUAACUGUGAGAAAGGUUUUGGACUCCACGCAGGUGAAGCAUCCGCGAAACAGCUCACACUCUGAUGCAGAAGAGGUUGUCGAUGUUAGUUUCGCUGUGAAGUUAGCUGAUACACAGUCUGAAUGCAAUGCUUCAGAAAAGUUGGGUAGUGAUUGCAUCAGGUUUUCUGGUAAUUAUAUUAAUCCAAUUGAGGAAGACAAGAAGAUGGAAGUUCACUUAAUAUCGAAGAAUGAUGACAUGUACUCGAAAGAUCCUAUAAUGAGUAGAAGCUCCAGUUCAGAUAAUUGCUCUUCAUGUCUCAGUGAAGGAGACAGCAAUACAUCGUCUUCAAACAGCAGAAACACUGUAUCCUCCCCGAUGUCUGACUUGGAAGAGAAACUAGUGGACAAUGAAAUGCAUGACUGUCACGAGAAGAUGAUAGAGAAGGAGACAGAGAAGAGUAUCGAUGAAAGAGACCUUCUAAGGAUUAAGAAAAUGUCCAACCAUCCAGUUGAAAACGAGGAAAGUAAAUUAUCAGAAACUCCUUCUACGGUUCUUAGCCAAAGCCUGGACAAUACGGUACCCAGUGUUAUAACUGGUUCCUACCUGUCCCAGCCACAAAGCAUGAUGUUUCCUCAAAUGCUUAACCAGAGUAUACCGUUGCCUGUCUUCCAGUCUCCUGCAACAAUGGGUUACUACCAUCAAGCUCCAGUCUCUUGGUCUGCAGCUCCAGCCAAUGGAUUGAUGCCCUUCCCUCAUCCUAACCAUUAUGUGUACGCAGGUACUCUUGGAUACAAUCUGAAUGGAGAUUCACCGUUAUGCCUGCAGUACGGGACCCCAUUGAACCAUUCAGCAACCCCUUUCUACAACUCCGGGCCAGCUCCCCUUUAUCAUCCGUAUGCUGAAGUCAACACUGUUGAACAAGUUCAAACUCUUGAGCCACUUGAGCACAGUUAUCUGAAGGAAGCAGCAGAUGAAAGGAAAAUAAACAGAAUGUCUCCAGUGAAAACUCCAAGCAGAAGAGGUCAGGAAACUGAUAGUGGCGAGGACUUCUCCUUGUUCCACUUUGGUGGGCCGGUUGCUCUUUCUACAGCAAGUAGGUCGAAUCCUGCUAAUCCCAAAGAUGGGGUUUUGGGGGACUUCUCCUUGCAGUUCUCGGGAGACCAUGUGUUUGGCGACAUUAAUAAGAAGAAGAAAGAGAGGACAGUAGGUGAAGAGUACAAUUUGUUUGCGGAAAGUAACUGUUUGAGGUUUUCUCUCUUCUAAGAGGUUUAUACUGUUUACUGGAAAGGGUUUAUACAGUUUACUUUGGACUUGUUUGGUGGUUUAUUUCAUUUCGUGUAAAGAUCCUCUGCAAGAGUUUUUUUUUUCUUUAUUAUUUUCAAAGAUUCAGAUUUAUUUAAAAUGAAUAAUUUCAAUACAGAAGACGAUCUAUAGAU